This is a messenger RNA of Psammomys obesus (fat sand rat), 1522 nucleotides long. It is a transcript of the gene Adgrg3, whose product is annotated as adhesion G protein-coupled receptor G3. NCBI's taxonomy places the organism in Eukaryota, Metazoa, Chordata, Mammalia, Rodentia, Muridae. Bases 123 to 1517 code for a protein of 464 amino acids. The record is from RefSeq and is a predicted model, not a curated record. The transcript is spliced from 11 exons. Gene Ontology annotation, biological process: adenylate cyclase-activating G protein-coupled receptor signaling pathway; cell surface receptor signaling pathway. Gene Ontology annotation, cellular component: membrane. Gene Ontology annotation, molecular function: G protein-coupled receptor activity.
ACUUGAAUGACGUUGCUAAGUGUUUCACCAAGUGUGGGCAGUCGGAGGAGGACGGAUCCUGUGAUGUGGGGAGCUUGGAGAGAUACUGGUUGAACUAUGAGUCCUACCUGCUGGAGAAUUCCAUGGAGACUGUGGACAUGCCCUUUGUUAAGGCGUUGAUCCAGAACAUCAGUACGGACAUCUCAGAAGACCUGCUGUUCUCUCUUAUGCCCUCCCAGAUCCCGAGGCAGGUGAUGCGGGGUGAGGAGCAGCCCGCUGACAGAGUCCGACUUCCCAAGAGCCUGUUUGGAGCCCUGCCUGGCAACAGGUCUGCACUCCGGCUGGCCAUAACUGUUCUGAAUAUUGGUGCAGGGAAUGUCUUCAAGGGCCCCAAGCUCCUUCAGGACAAUGGCAGCAGCGUGUUGAACAACCAAAUGGUGGGCUUGAGUGUGGGCCAGAUGCAUGCCACCGGGCUGUCGGAGCCUGUGGAGAUCACCUUCUCCCACGAGCAUCAGCCACCCAAUAUGAUCCGCACCUGUGUAUUCUGGGAUGUUGCUAAAGGUACCACAGGAGACUGGGAUUCCCAAGGCUGCUCCACAGAGCUCGGGGAUGAGAGGACCGUCUGCCGCUGUGACCACUUGACUUUCUUCGCCUUGCUGCUGAGGCCGAUCUUGGACCUGGCCACGGCACAGACUCUCACGCGCAUCUCCCAGGCAGGCUGUGGAGUCUCCAUGAUCUUCCUGGCCUUCACCAUGGUUCUCUAUGUUGCCUUCAGGCUCUCUCUGCAGAGGUUCAAGUCUGAAGAUGCCCCUAAGAUCCACAUGGCCUUGAGCGUCAGCCUGUUUCUCCUCAAUCUUACCUUCUUGAUCAAUAUGGGGAGCGGCACUCAAGGAACCCCAGCUUCCUGCUGGGUCCGAGCUGCCAUAUUCCACUACUUUCUGCUCUGUGUCUUCACCUGGAUGGGCCUGGAGGCCUUCCAUCUCUACCUGCUGGCCAUCAGGGUCUUCAAUACCUACUUUGGACACUAUUUCCUGAAGCUAAGCCUGCUGGGCUGGGGCCUGCCUGUUCUUAUGGUUAUCGGUGCUGGGAGUAGCAACAGUUACGGCAUUUAUACCAUCCGCAACCAGGAGAACCGCACCUCUCUGGAGCUGUGCUGGUUCCAGAAAGAGCUUGCCCUUUAUGCUACUGUCCACGGCUACUUCCUGGUCACCUUCCUCUUCGGUGCUGUGGUGCUGGCUCUGGUAGCCUGGAAGAUCUUCACUCUUUCCAGUGUCACAGCGGGCAAAGGACCAGGACAGACCUGGAAGUCGGUCCUCACGGUGCUGGGCCUCUCGAGCCUGGUGGGCAUGACCUGGGGGCUGGCUGUUCUAACACCCCUGGGCUUGUCCACCAUCUACAUCUUCACCCUCUUAAACUCUCUGCAAGGACUCUUCAUCUUCUCCUGGUUCAUCAUCCUCUACUUUCCGACUCAGAGCACCACAGCCUCCUCCUCUGGCACUGCCCGCCUGGACCAGGCCCACUCGGUGUCGCAGGAGUAGUUGUG